AUGACAAAGGAAUAUCGAGACCUUCAGCAUAUGGACAAUGAGGAGAACGACCAUCAUCAGCUCAGGACAGGGCCACCUCCUCCCCAGCCCCUCUUGCAGCGUCUCUGCUCAGGACCCCGCCUCCUCCUGCUGUCCCUGGGCCUCAGCCUCCUGUUGCUGGUGGUUGUCUGUGUGAUCGGAUCCCAAAAUGCCCAGCUGCAGAAGGAGCUGCGGGCCCUGAGAGAGACAUUCAGCAACUUCACAGUGAGCACUGAGGCCGACGUCAAGGCCCUGAGCACCCAGGGAGGCAGUGUUGGAAGAAAGAUGAAGUCGCUGGAGUCCCAGCUGGAGAAACAGCAGCAGGACCUGAGUGAAGAUCACUCCAGCUUGCUGCUGCACGUGAAGCAGUUUGUGUCUGACCUGCGCAGCCUGAGCUGUCAGAUGGCCGUCCUCCAGGGCAAUGGCUCCGAAAGGACCUGCUGCCCGGUUAACUGGGUGGAGCACGAGGGCAGCUGCUACUGGUUCUCUCGCUCUGAGAAGCCCUGGUCCGAGGCUGAGAGGUACUGCCAGCUGGAGAACGCCCACCUGGUGGUGGUUACCUCCGGGGACGAACAGAAAUUUGUACAGCAUCACAUAGGCCGUGUGAACACCUGGAUGGGCCUCUCAGACCAAAAUGGGCCAUGGAAAUGGGUGGAUGGGACAGACUACGAGACAGGCUUCAAGAACUGGAAACCACAGCAGCCUGACGACUGGCAUGGGCACGGGCUGGGAGGAGGCGAGGACUGUGCCCACUUCACUGAGGAUGGUCGCUGGAACGAUGAAGUCUGCCAGAGAGCCUACCACUGGGUCUGCGAGACAGAGCUGGGCAAGGCUGCAUAG
Messenger RNA from Cynocephalus volans (Philippine flying lemur), 858 nucleotides. Its product is annotated as asialoglycoprotein receptor 1. The record is from RefSeq and is a predicted model, not a curated record. Bases 1 to 858 code for a protein of 285 amino acids. NCBI's taxonomy places the organism in Eukaryota, Metazoa, Chordata, Mammalia, Dermoptera, Cynocephalidae. Gene Ontology annotation, molecular function: signaling receptor activity. The transcript has 8 exons.